CUGUUCCUGUGGGGAGAGUUUCCAGCGUCUCGUGAUGGGGGCACAGGACGAGGGUACUGGCCGGCGCCCGCCGCCGCCAGAGGCCACCCCUGGCCAGCUCGCCGCAACCGCGGGCACGGCGCCGCCGCCCAUUACCGCAGCCCAGUUCCUCUCCUGGAAGCAGCGCAAGGAUGCAGAAGAAGCUGCAGAGAAAGCUGAAGCGGCUCGGAAGCGAGCCGCAGAUAUAGCUUCAGGCACAGUUCAAAUGAAUGGCCGGGAGCUGUUCCUGCAAGAACCCUGGGUGUUUGACAACAACAUUUACUGAGACAACCAAGUCCUGCAGAAACACACAGAGCAUGAGUGUAUGCCAUUUUCACUGUCAGAAUCCCACGCCAUAAGAGUUUGUACGGGCCGUUUGAGCUCUGUUUUAUGGAACCUGUACAUUGUUUUUCUACUGAUAAAUGGGAACAAAGACAAUGCUCUACAAUAAAGAAAUAAUCGUACUUUUCACA
Molecule: messenger RNA, 491 nt
Organism: Hordeum vulgare subsp. vulgare (domesticated barley)
Lineage: Eukaryota; Viridiplantae; Streptophyta; Magnoliopsida; Poales; Poaceae
Product: zinc finger CCCH domain-containing protein 15 homolog
Exons: 2
Coding region: 35-304 (89 amino acids)
Source: RefSeq, a predicted model, not a curated record